This is a messenger RNA of Monomorium pharaonis (pharaoh ant), 4727 nucleotides long. RefSeq lists its product as uncharacterized. Gene Ontology annotation, biological process: regulation of gene expression. The record is from RefSeq and is a predicted model, not a curated record. NCBI's taxonomy places the organism in Eukaryota, Metazoa, Arthropoda, Insecta, Hymenoptera, Formicidae. Gene Ontology annotation, molecular function: protein binding. The coding region runs from base 1411 to 4338 and encodes 975 amino acids. Gene Ontology annotation, cellular component: nucleus. The transcript has 9 exons.
GUCGCGCCGCGCGACCUGCGCCCGCACGCGACGGAGCAGCGCGCGCGCAGGGGAGGACAGUCCGCCGUUGUUCCUCGGCGCGAAUCCGCGUAAAAAACCGCGCGAGAGUGAGAUUGCGCGACGACGCGGGAAAUACGCAAGGGCGAUUAAAAUAAACGGCGGAGAGAUUAGAGCGGGCGUGGAAAUCCCAGGAGAGCGGCGGCGGUUCGGUUUCCUCUCGCUCGGUGUUGACACGGGUUGAGCGAAGAAAGAAGAAGAAAGAAAAAAAAAAAGGAAGAAACCGCGAAGCUAUACCGCUGUCGUUGCUACUGCUGCUACCGCUGCUGUUGCUGCUGCUGCUGCUGCUGCUGCUGUCGGUCCGACAAAAGUCGCAGCCGCAGAUAAGGAUCCCGCGAGUAUUCGCUCGAUAUUGGAGCCGCGCGGCGACGAAGCGCCGAAGGUCGUCGGCGACGUAUAGCGACACGCAUGAUCUGACUGACUUCGGAUCGGGGCACGCGGGUGUGUUUCGGCCACGUUGGUGCGUGCGUACGUGCGUGCGUGCGUGCGUAUGUGUGUGUGUGUAUGAGAGUGAGAGACUGGAUCAUUCGCAGAAUCGCAAACGAGUCACUCUCUCUUUCUCUUUUUUCCUUCUGCUCUUUCCCUCGCCGUGAUCUUGGUAGAGACUAUAGUCGCUUAUUAUUAUCGCUUUACAAACGAUCCAUUCUCACAAUCGUUGCCGAGAGAGAGAAAACUGAAUUGAAGUAACAUGCGCGCUUGUGCUCUCGGAUCGGACUGAAGAUAUAUUACGUCUUUCGAAAUUAUUGAGAUUACUAACGCUUGUACCUGCUCAAGAGGGUAAAGCAUUCGCCUAGUUUUCCCGAGAGAAAUUCCUAUUGGCCGCGACGCAACGCGGAAAUGUACGAUGUACGAUCGCAGAUGAGAUCGGCAGCGGAAAAAUAAAAGGAAUCUGAACGGCGGAGAACGACAAGGUCGGAAGGGACGCGCGGGACGGGGAAACGGAGGUGAUAUGGAAACGAAAUGUGAAGCAUCGGGUAUCGCGUGCCGAUAAGAUCGUCGCGAUUGGUUCGAGAUCGGCGCAGAAGCGGCCGUGCGGCGCCGUGGCGGACAAUUUCGCGCUUUCGGGGCACCUUCGCGAGUGAAGGCUACAAUGUGAAAUGCGGCUUUUCUCUGUGACGCGGUUCGACUGCACGCUGAAUUCGAGAGCGAGUGUCUACGGGCGGGACGACUUCGUGAAAACGGCGCAUCGCGAUUGAGAGGUCAACGAUACAGCAUUGCACGAAAGAAAGGACUCACGUUAGGAAGAAGUUUCUCAUUGUCAGAUUAAGGGGACGCAUGAAACCGCAUUUUAUUACUUCUCUUUGGACAGUCAUUUAUAUUACAUAAAAAGCUAAGAUAAACUCAGGCAGCACCAUGGCCAAUUCCAGUCGAAUUGCGCCAAUCCGAAUCGAAAAGUGGACGCUGCAACGCGUCUCGAUUCCAGAUUGCUUGUUGAACUCUUUGGAGGAGGAUUACGGAUCAACCGAGUCCGAGGACAUGUCUAGCAGUCCAGACACGUCCUGUCGCUCAAGCGCGAACGCGGACAAAAGCUUCGAUCUCGACGAGGACUUCCGCGAAAAACUAUCCAAAUACGAGGACAUAAUCGAAAAAAUCGAUAAUCUACGGCUUACGCGGGACAACGAUAAAGAUAACGAAGAUGCCAACGAGAACACGCGUCUCAGCAGCAACGAAAACGUGGACAACAUUGAGUAUCGGGAUAGCUGCAAGUUGCAAACGGGCCGUCAUGCUGAUAACGAGGACAUAAACAACAACGAGGAUAACGUCACGAUUGAUGACAAUGAAAGCUGCCUGCCGUUCAACAUACGCGACGAUCCUCAUGACAAGAAGCAAUGCCACUCUUCGUACGACGGGAAUUUUCAGGACGACGAUUCGGAAGCCGAACAGACGGGACGGCAGGAGCAUGCGGACUCCGACGAUUCCGAUCUGAUCCAACGGGGACCGAUUAAGCCCGAUUUCCAACCCUUUCGGGGACACCCUUAUCCCGUGAUGAACCUAUUGGAUUAUGACAAGACCGCCCAGCAGAUCCUGAGGAACAAGGAUUACAGCGACAAAUUGAAUCCCUGCUUAGACAAGCUGUCGGAUUCGACCCAGGUGUCGAUCGGAGGGAUUGGUCUGGCGAUGGAUCCUAACUGGACCGGAGAGAAUGGCAACAAUAUCUUCCGUAGCGGAGGAGAUCCUACCAACGAUACCGCGCUUCCCUCCAUAGUCGUCGACGAUCCGGGAGAGGAGUCCUUGAUGAACAUCCUGUCGCGUGGCGGUUUUCAACCCGCGGUACGCUCGGACGCCGGCAGUCACUCGAUUCCCUCACCAAGCGCGAAAACCUGGUCCGAUUCCCCGGCGAGCAGCUACAACUACGUCGUUUCGAGGUCGAACAGUCGGGCGUCGAGUCGCGCCCAGUCACCGGGCUCCGCUACCAACUUGGAGUCGCCGCAGAUGCACGUAAACGUCAUCGGCAGCCCGCUCGGUUCGCCGCAGAUCGCGUCGACGGCGUAUCGGGUGCCGCAAGCGUUGUCCUCCUCGUCCUCGUCCAACCAGUCCUACAGCGACGUGUCCAGCCCGUUGAAUUACCAAACGUCCCUGAAUUAUCAGACCGAGGAACAGCUUGGCGAAUCCCUGUCCGACUGGAAGACCGUCUACGAUUCCUCGGGGACGAUCGUCAACAGCACCGACACCAUCGACUGCGCGUUACUCCAGCUCGUUGAGCAGAUCAUAGAGGAGGAUAAGCAGGGUAAAACGUUAAAGGAGCUGCAGAUUGCCUCGGAUGCCCCUUGCUUUUCCUCGGCCUACAACGACGGAUGGGCGUCCGUGCGAACGUUGGGGAGCGACCUGAAUCCCGUGUCGCGCGAGGGUUCGGCGAACGGUAUGCGGGGCGAGAAGCUGGAGACCUGCUGUUUGGGCAUACCGAACGGGAACCCUAUCCAGGCCGCGGGCUUGCCUAUUGACGACGGUCUCGUGUCGGUCUACGCGAGCAAGGGAAACACUGGCGGAUGUGCGUUCGUGAGUCACGCGACGAACGGCCACGCGACAGACAUGGAGCCGAGGUAUUACGAGCCGAGCGCGAAGAACGGUCAGGUCAGUGCGUCAAUUGUGCCGCAGCAGGACGCGAGCACCCUUCACUCCGAGACCGUCGUCGGGCUGACCAACGAGACCUCCGCGAAGACCUCCGAGCAGAACUUGCCCGCGCCGCGGGAGAAGUACACGAUGUUCCAUGCGGUCGGUGAAGAGAAGCGAUACGACCAACCGUCGUCGAUAUUUGUACCCGGCGACUAUCAGAUACCAACGAUGGUGUCGUCAUUCGUAUCCGGCGGCCCACGGCGGAACUCGAAACGAGGCAUAGUACCGUGGCCUUCGCUAAACUUGCCGUCCGUAAGAGCGAGCGAGAGGCUGAAGGAAGGAUUGGAUCCUAAGGAAGUGGAAAGAGCCAUGAGUAAUCUGCUGAAGAAGUCCAUAGAGGAACUGGCGACCGCGGAUGAGGAUGGUGACACAGAGCUAAUGUGCCUGGUGGGCAAUCCAGAGGAAUUAGCAAAGAAAAAGGCUUACUUGGCGCCAUUGGUCGAGAGAUUGGGUAAUCUGCCGGGCGCGCUAUCAAUGGUUAAUAAUCGCAGCCAGGACGCUUUGUACUUGGCGGCCAUGAACUGCCCGGAAAUGCCCUAUGUCACCGGAUAUCUGGCCGCCGCAAUGCUGCAGAAAGGGAUCGACAUCAAUCAAAGAUUGUAUCACAUGCGCGGUGACACGUUGAUACACUCGGUCGCGGCACGCGGCGAUUCGCACGGGGAGAUCUUGGCGGAGCUUCUGUCGUUGAAGACGGCGCAAGGAAAUCCCGUGUUCGACCUGUCGAGGUGCAAUUACGACGGGAGAACCGCUCUUCACAUCGCGGUUGAGUCGCAUGAUCCCAUUGGGCGGGGCGUCAAGUCCUUGGCCACGACGCGUCUUCUCUUGGAGAACGGCGCGAGCAUGAAGGUCAAAGAGAGCAAGUGCGGCGACACCGCCUUACAUAUGGCAGCCUCGUCGAGUUGCGAUCCUGCACUCAUGAAGGUGUUGCUGUGCAAGGCCACUUCGAACGUCGUAAACGAAACCAACUACAUGUACAAUACGCCGCUGCACAUGGCCGCGGCAGUGUCGAACACUGUGGACUUGGAGAAGCAGAAGGAGGUCUGCCGGCUCCUGAUACAAGCCGGAGGUCAGACGAACAUACAAAAUCGGCAAGGGAAGACACCGCUGGCGCUCGUAUCACCGGAGAGGAAAGAAACCAUCAAAAGGAUAUUCUAUAAAAAAGCGUGAUAACAUUUAUCAAAGACACAGAAAUGAGCUUGAUGGGCUCUACUUAAGACUGAUCUCUGCGGAAGUAUUUAGGAGCGCGCACUUUGGACUCCUUGGCACUUUCCGCUCCAUUUUGUGAAUUACCGCGAUAGGAUUCGCGACGUUGAUCGCAAACAAACCCUCAAGACUGUGACUCAAACCGGAAAGGAGCACCAAAGACGUGCAGCAUUGUUAAUCGCAUGAAAUUAUCGAGGAAAUUAUUGUAGUCCCGAGUUGCGUAUCAAUAAGAAAAAGCGUAAUUUUUACGUUCACUAUGCUGGAGCAUUUUUGUAUUCGUAGUAUCCGUUUAACAGCAGAUGUGAUCCGAUAUUGUUUUCCUUUUUUAGGACUGAUUACACUGAAGAAAAAAA